Messenger RNA from Mangifera indica (mango), 708 nucleotides. RefSeq names its product 40S ribosomal protein S15a-1-like. The record is from RefSeq and is a predicted model, not a curated record. Gene Ontology annotation, biological process: translation. Gene Ontology annotation, molecular function: structural constituent of ribosome. The transcript is spliced from 4 exons. The coding region runs from base 169 to 561 and encodes 130 amino acids. Gene Ontology annotation, cellular component: cytosolic small ribosomal subunit; ribosome. NCBI's taxonomy places the organism in Eukaryota, Viridiplantae, Streptophyta, Magnoliopsida, Sapindales, Anacardiaceae.
CAAGGAGUAACCGAACCUGGGACAUAUUUGUAAACUGCUAUGACAUCUAGGCCCAAAUUAGCCCUUGUAUGACUCUCCGUUUCAAGUUGACAAAAACCCUAGUUCUCUUCUAUUUCUCUCCGCGCUUCUUUCUGCCGCUGUUUCUGCUCUUAGCUUGCUUUUGUAACUAUGGUGAGAGUUAGUGUUUUGAAUGAUGCACUAAAGAGCAUGUAUAAUGCCGAGAAGAGAGGGAAACGACAGGUCAUGAUCAGACCAUCUUCAAAAGUGAUUAUCAAGUUUCUUUUGGUCAUGCAGAAACAUGGUUACAUUGGAGAGUUUGAGUAUGUUGAUGAUCACAGAGCUGGAAAAAUUGUGGUUGAAUUGAAUGGUAGACUGAACAAAUGUGGGGUUAUCAGUCCUCGAUUUGAUGUUGGGGUCAAAGAGAUUGAAGGCUGGACUGCAAGGCUACUUCCUUCAAGACAGUUUGGGUAUAUUGUGCUGACAACAUCUGCUGGAAUCAUGGAUCAUGAAGAAGCUAGGAGAAAGAAUGUCGGUGGCAAAGUACUUGGUUUCUUUUAUUAAAGCAAAGAGUUAUGAGGAAACAUUCGGUAUUUUGCCUUACUACUGAGUAGUUUUUUGUUUUUAUGUGUUGAAAAUCAUGCUUUUUCAUAUUUUGGAUGAUUUUAUGUUAUACCUUUUGUUGUGCUUAAAUGCAAUUUUGAGACUGCA